AUGUGACCGUGAUGUCAUGGGAUGAGGAAGUGGCUUCCUGAAACAGAGUGCUCUGAGGUGAUGGCAUCUUAUAAAAAGACCUACAACAGCUGUGCCAGACUGUGCUUAAACCAGGAAACCGUGUGCUUAUCGGGGUCCACCAUGAAGACAGAGAGCUGUGUUGUUAAAACAAAACUUGUCAAUGGCAACUCAAGCAUGAUUAUGUCCAAGCAGCGGAAGCUUUCAGCUAACUACGAGAAGGAGAAGGAGCUAUGCGUGAAGUAUUUUGAACAGUGGUCGGAGUGUGAUCAGGUGGACUUCGUGGAACAUCUGAUUUCUCGAAUGUGUCACUACCAGCACGGGCACAUCAACACAUACCUUAAACCGAUGUUACAAAGGGAUUUCAUCACUGCGCUUCCAGCUCGUGGAUUAGACCAUAUAGCGGAGAACAUACUUUCCUACCUCGACGCCAGAUCUUUAUGUGCUGCCGAGCUGGUGUGCAAGGAGUGGUACCGAGUGACGUCCGAUGGCAUGCUGUGGAAGAAACUCAUAGAGAGAAUGGUGCGGACCGACUCUCUUUGGAGGGGGCUAGCAGAGAGAAGAGGAUGGGGCCAAUAUCUAUUUAAAAACAAGCCUCCUGAUGGGAAAACCCCCCCAAAUUCAUUCUACAGAGCACUUUAUCCAAAAAUUAUUCAAGACAUAGAGACAAUAGAGUCCAACUGGCGGUGUGGGAGACAUAGCUUACAAAGAAUCCACUGCCGCAGCGAAACCAGCAAAGGAGUGUACUGUUUACAGUAUGAUGACCAGAAGAUCGUAAGCGGUCUUCGAGAUAACACUAUCAAGAUCUGGGACAAGAACACAUUGGAGUGUAAGCGAGUUCUGACUGGACAUACUGGUUCUGUACUGUGCCUACAAUAUGACGAGAGGGUUAUCAUUACCGGCUCAUCCGACUCCACCGUCAGAGUUUGGGAUGUAAACACGGGAGAGAUGCUAAACACGCUGAUUCACCACUGUGAGGCCGUGCUCCAUUUGCGAUUUAAUAAUGGAAUGAUGGUCACCUGUUCCAAAGAUCGUUCCAUCGCUGUGUGGGACAUGGCCUCUGCCACAGACAUCACUCUGCGGAGGGUCCUGGUGGGUCACCGGGCCGCCGUAAACGUGGUGGACUUCGAUGACAAGUACAUAGUGUCUGCAUCUGGUGACAGGACUAUUAAGGUUUGGAACACAAGCACCUGUGAAUUUGUACGGACCUUAAAUGGCCACAAGCGGGGGAUUGCGUGCUUGCAGUACAGAGACCGACUAGUAGUGAGUGGCUCCUCUGACAACACAAUAAGGUUGUGGGACAUUGAAUGCGGUGCUUGUUUACGAGUUUUAGAGGGACACGAAGAAUUGGUUCGGUGCAUUCGCUUUGACAAUAAGAGAAUAGUCAGCGGAGCAUAUGAUGGGAAAAUUAAAGUGUGGGACCUUGUAGCUGCUCUGGAUCCUCGCGCUCCCGCAGGGACCCUUUGUCUGCGGACGCUUGUGGAGCAUUCUGGGAGAGUAUUUCGCCUGCAGUUUGAUGAGUUCCAGAUAGUGAGCAGUUCCCACGACGAUACCAUCCUUAUCUGGGAUUUUCUUAAUGAUCCAACUACACAUGCGGAGUCUACGCGUUCCCCGUCUAGAACAUACACUUACAUCUCUAGAUAAAUAACACUAUAGAGUACCUCACAGUUGCACAGGGACUUAUUUGAAGAUUAUGGUAACUGAAUCACCUGUGAACGCCAGGAAAUUCGAAAAUCUACCUGAUCAGUAUUUGACGAAAAAGAGAA
Messenger RNA from Spea bombifrons (plains spadefoot toad), 1784 nucleotides. RefSeq names its product beta-transducin repeat containing E3 ubiquitin protein ligase (gene BTRC). Gene Ontology annotation, molecular function: protein dimerization activity. Lineage: Eukaryota; Metazoa; Chordata; Amphibia; Anura; Pelobatidae. Bases 22 to 1662 code for a protein of 546 amino acids. The transcript is spliced from 13 exons. The record is from RefSeq and is a predicted model, not a curated record.